Molecule: messenger RNA, 2172 nt
Organism: Physella acuta
Lineage: Eukaryota; Metazoa; Mollusca; Gastropoda; Physidae
Source: RefSeq, a predicted model, not a curated record
AUAAGGUGACACUGGCGGGGUACGAUUGUAUUCAUUCAGGUGAGCUGAGUGAGACGUUCUUCACUUGCUGAGAAAUUUAACUGCUUGAGAUAUGCUGGCUGUGGUUCUUGCCAUCGCUGUGGGCUGGGGUUUUCCAAUUUUUACUGAGGCUGCUACGAUAGACACGGCCAUAAAUGCUACAACUACUGGUGUUGAGGAAUUAAAACAACGGGUCACUGACCUGGAGACAAUGAUGACCAACCUGGCCCGUCAGACCAUGUCGCAGCAACUGUUUGUUGAAGAAAGGAUUCGGUCUGAUGGUCACUCGGGGGUCAAACAGCUCAGGGACUACACCCACGGGACGUCCAGUUACUUUGAUGCCACCCACAUCGGCAAGGCGGUCAGCGCCAUGCACGACCACAGCAACUACAACGACACCCUGGGUAUGGGAGAAACUAUAGUCGUCAUGAACGGGGUGGAAUUUAGGACCCGUCACAACGACUACCGGAUGGUGCAGCCCCACCCCACCAGUAAAGUUUUCCGUGCUGUGGUCAACCUCUCCCCACCCCCAAUACCACCAGCUGUGCUUAGUAAACCAACGGUCGAUCUUCAGAUCACGGAGAUGAUCGAGUGGUUCCGGGCCUUCUACCAGCAGAACUACACAGUCCGAGACUACAGACCUUACUUCCGGCCUGCCAUGUGCUACAUGGAGGGCGCCUGGACUCUCGAUGCCACGAUCCAAGAACCGUUUGCCAGUGACCGACACAAUUUGGUGGCUGACUCCUGGCUGGACCUUCAGCAACAGAUCCGCUACACCUCCUACACUGGCAACAAGGAUCUGAAGGAGAACUUCUCCUACCUGCCCACGGCCAUCAUCUCCAUCAACGAGACCACAGGCAAGCCCGUGUACGCCCAGUGGAACUACAGGAUCCUGUGUAAACCUUACAGUGGGGACAUUCCAACCUCGUACUUCAGACAGCAAGACGACGGGCCCUACCAAGAGAGUUACCGCCAGCCGCUGAGCCGUGUGUUGGCCACAAGAGCCGCACGGUUUAGACUGUCAGAGUACAGCGAUGAGAGAUUCACGUGGUUCACGUUACUGGACAAGAUCUUCAGCGAGAUCCCAGGAGCAGACAACAUCCCCGACCUCCUGAACGAGGCAGCUUUUGGUCAGGACAUCUACUCACAGGACAGCUCCAACUACACCAAGCUCAACACCGGCUACUACCACAGGAUGCUCAAGACUGGCGCAGCGGGUGCUAUGGGAACCUCGAGCGUUUUCCGUGGGUUUUCCGAUGAAAUGUUGUUCUUCGCUGAGACGACCCAGCCUCUUAUCGCCCCUGUUGCCUUCAAGAGUUGUCCCAACACCACAUACUGUGUUACACGCUACUCCAGGUUCACAUACGCCAUUCCUCUAGAAGUUGUCUACUUGUCUCCCUUACUUAGCUGGAACCCUUAUAACUUAUCCAUCUAUGCAAGUAACAAAAUCGUUUAUGCCAACGGACGGUCCGGCAGCACGACCAACACAACGAGAGCCUACAACGGGACGUCACCCAACAGUUUCUAUUACCUCACUCCACAAGCGUUCUACUCCAGCUCUACAGGGGAGAGUGACCCAGCCGACACUGCCGGGGGUGGGGUUGGUGUCCUGGACAAACAGGGCACCAUCAGAAACGUCUCAGCUUCCGGCAUCCCCAUCCUCUCUCUUCCAAUCAGAGGCAUUGGGAGCAUCCGUUUCCGGUACCCGAUUCCGCCAGUUCAUGCCGAGGGCAGCGUUGCUUGGAAAGAAAUAGAAGUCAUCAAAAACAGGAUGGCGCAGAUGAAAACAACGACUGGGGGUAGCUCGGCGUACCAGAUGGAGCUGUACCCGACCCUAGUGAGCGGCAACCACUACCACGAGUUCACCCUCCUCAAGUCAGACUACGACGCCAUUGUCAGCGGCAAUGUCGUCUCGGCCACCACCUCCCAGGCCAACGGUCACGUGCACAACCUUGACCUCUGGUUGAACCCGGCCACCAAGGUCGUGGAGUACAAGGCCUGCGACUACCAGGACGUCUGCUGGGACCAGCACCCCAAGAACAUCAAGAUCGUCUCCGGCCCUUAGAGACGUCAACAACAAUCUGUAUCCGGCGGAAACAACGACCACGUGUGUAGUCUAUAAAUAACCUGCUUCUAAAAAUAACCUGCUUCUAA